AUGGCAAAACUUCAAAGUCUAUCAGCAUUUUUAUUUUCCUCUUGUCCUUUACCACUAGUAACAUUAAAUAUGGACUUUUUCCUUAUUUCCUUUUGGAUUGACCCUUUAAGGCUGUGCUUGAUUGAGUGGAAAAGUGGAAGGGUGGGUAGGGGAGAAUGGAAAAGUGGAAGGAAAAUAAAUCUUGAGUGUGUGAAAAGAUAUGUUUAUAUCUCUGCUGCUGACUUUGGCUUGGUAAACUAUUUAUUGCAGGGAUAUUAUGAGGGGAAGAUGUCUUUGCUGGACUAUUUGUUGUUGUCUGUGUUUGUGCUUAACAUUCUACACAAGUUAUUAUUGCUGUUGCAUUUACAUUGCUUCUUAUUCGCUCGCUUAUUGCUAAUGUUAUGGUUCUUUACAUCACUAAAGGAUUUCACUUUUUCUAUUUCAGGAGUGAUUUUGAGGCCUGGCUUCAUUUGUGGGACUCGCAGUGUUGGAAGAGUGAAGUUAACUCUAGGUGUUGUUGGUUCGCCAAUGGAAAUGGUUCUCCAACAUGCAAAACCAUUGAACCAGUUACCACUUGUUGGCCCACUGUUCACUCCUCCUGUUAAUGUUACUUCCGUCGCCAAGGUUGCAGUGAGAGCGGCAACUGAUCCUGUUUUCCCCCCAGGCAUCGUAGACUUCUAUGGAAUACAACGUUUUAGCUAGCAAAUGUCAAGAUAGAUUAGUUGAACUUGAAUUUUUGCGUUGUUUCCUAUUGUUCAAAAGUAUAGAGCUGUCAAUAUCAAGCGGGUAAAGGUGCAUCUGGCUGAUUGUAAGUUCUUAUAAUGGUUGCUGUUGGAGUUGUGAUAAGACAGUGAACUGAAUAAGGUCAUUAGUUCAGUCUGACGCAAUAAAAAUUUCCAAGAAUGCUUGAGACAUUUUGUUCUGCCUCUUGGAAUGGUCAGCCAUUAGUAGUAGUAAAUU
This is a messenger RNA of Durio zibethinus, 939 nucleotides long. The record is from RefSeq and is a predicted model, not a curated record. Lineage: Eukaryota; Viridiplantae; Streptophyta; Magnoliopsida; Malvales; Malvaceae.